Messenger RNA from Cyprinodon tularosa, 882 nucleotides. RefSeq names its product stathmin 1b (gene stmn1b). The coding region runs from base 146 to 586 and encodes 146 amino acids. Gene Ontology annotation, biological process: microtubule depolymerization; regulation of microtubule polymerization or depolymerization; neuron projection development. The record is from RefSeq and is a predicted model, not a curated record. The transcript is spliced from 5 exons. Gene Ontology annotation, cellular component: cytoplasm; neuron projection. Gene Ontology annotation, molecular function: tubulin binding. Lineage: Eukaryota; Metazoa; Chordata; Actinopteri; Cyprinodontiformes; Cyprinodontidae.
ACAGUGACGUUGUAGAUGCUUUGUGCGCGAAGGUGCAGAAGUUGGCGGUUUGAAUAGAGACAGCACAAGAGGUGAAAAAGAAGGUUCGUUGUUUUUCAAGUCGAGCUGCACUUGACGGCGAUUAAAAGACAAUCUUUCUGCAGAAAUGGAUACCACCGAUGACAUUCUAGUAAAGGAGCUGAGCAAGCGUGCGUCAGGCCAGGCAUUUGAGGUCCUCCUCAGCCCCUCCACUCCUGAUGCCAAGGUGGAGUUCCCAUUGUCUCCCAACAAGAAAAGGGAAACUUCUCUUGAUGAAAUUAAGAAGAAACUGGAAGCUGCAGACUUGAGACGCAGGAGCCACGAGGCCGAAGUUCUCAAACAUUUGGCUGAGAAACGAGAGCAUGAGAAGGAGGUGAUCCAGAAGGCCAUCGAAGAAAGCUGCAACUUCAGCAAGCAGACACAGGAAAAACUCAACCAGAAAAUUGAGGCGAACAAAGAGAACCGCUCUGCUCGCAUGGCAGCUCUCAACGAGAAAUUCAAGGAGAAGGAUAAGAAGCUUCAGGAGGUGAGGAAGAACAAGGAGGCAAUAAAAGAAACUGAGAACUAACCUGUUUGUGCUCUUGGUAACGGUUCUAAUGUGUCCAAAGAUGUAAGCUAUCUAUCAGAAAACCUUCUAAAAUCAUAGUAAGGCUAGGUGUCAUGAUGCUGUAGACUGUUCUGGUUAGUGUUAUAUUUGCUCUGUUGUUUCUUUUCCUCCGGAGUUCUGUUUGGCAGCUGAGUUUUUUUUUAAUAAAGGUUUUUAAUAAAUUGGUUGUCAUAUUUACCAAUACAAAAAGAAAAAAGAAAACGUUUCAGAUUUUUCCAGAUUGUUGACAAUGCUGUAUAUCUUAACUGACUGUUUAA